Lytechinus variegatus (green sea urchin) is the source of this 1534-nucleotide messenger RNA. RefSeq lists its product as uncharacterized. The transcript is spliced from 3 exons. NCBI's taxonomy places the organism in Eukaryota, Metazoa, Echinodermata, Echinoidea, Temnopleuroida, Toxopneustidae. The record is from RefSeq and is a predicted model, not a curated record. Bases 131 to 1306 code for a protein of 391 amino acids.
UAUUCAGCCGCAUUAAUAAAUCACAUUUGCUCUGCAUCUCGAUGGUAAUCUCUUCUCUCAUUUCACUCCCAGUCUUCAGCAAGAAACGGUCAGCUUUUUAAAUAGUUUGAUUCAGUGACUGCUUUUCGACAUGUUUCUCCCAACCGUGCUCGUUCUCGUAGUUUGUAGCAUUCAUUCGUCUACAGCAGCUCCGACGCCCGGGGCUCCGACUAUGAAUCAAAACCUCAAGAUAAGAGAGGAUGUGCUUACUGUCCUGAGAGAAUUGCUGAUCAACAGAGGUCAGACAACACUUGACCAAUGGUUUAGACCAACCGGUGACUCUAAUAAGGAGCAGGACUCUUCCGCCUCACAGGACCAGGUCUCUACUGCAUCACAGGACCAAAACUCUACCGCGUCUCAGAGCCCGGACUAUACCGCGUCACAGGGCCAGGACGAUGAGCAGUUCUCAACACAAGCGGCUCUUACAGAUGCACCGGAAAGUACGAUUACAUCGCUACCACCUCCACCCCCACCUUCACCACCAAAGCCACCCAUUCAUCCUAUCUGCAAGAAGAGACUAAACAACCCGGAUAGGAUCGAAGACAUCAGGGACAUCCGGACUCGCCGUGACGUCAUAGAGUACCUGAUUUACCGUCUCUGUAUCCCAACGAUCACCGCAGAGGACGUCCUAGCUGUAUCGCUGAUCGUAGAUCGUCUCAAUAAUCGGGGGACAUGGCCGAUUAUUGGUUUACCGAAUCCAUUUGAACCCGAGGUGGUGACACCCCCAGAUUCAGACAACAAUGUCAAUGACCAAGAAUCAGAUAACAAGGACCUCAUGCGAAAGAGAACGGACGAUAAUGACAUCGAUGAAGAAGACGAAGGUGACCAAGCAACCCCCGCACCCGCUCUCCAACCCGUACAAAUCCUCCACCCACUCUGCAUGAAUCGACUGAAUAACCCAAAUCAGAUCAAGACCAUUGGUGAAGUCCUGAAUCGCCACGAUGCCAUCGAGUACCUCAUUUACCGCUUGUGCCUGCCGGGUGUCACCGCCGAGGACAUCGAAGCGGUGGCCGACAUCGUCGGAGGACUGCCUUGGCCUGUUGCGUUCAUGCCAAGGGAGAGACAGGGUCAAAAUAAAACCACUUCUUCGUACAACGUACAGAAUACGAGUAAACAAGCUCAAAACUAUGAAACGAAAUCAUCGACAUUGGACAAGCAGACCGUAUACAAAUACACAUCGAACGAGGAGGAGGAGGAGGAGAAAAAGGAUACACCAGUAGAUAUGGAGCUUAUGAUUCGUCAUCUGCUCGGAGAGCUCAUCAAUUAAUCAAAUGAAACGGUCUACAGCCACGUUGGUGUUAUAACACAAUCUGAAACCAUACUUGUUUCUCCUAACACAGAAUUAAAUCGUUCUAGUCAAAGUAAAUUAUGUUAAUGAAUGUGACACAUAUGCCAAAAACACUGUAUUAUCAUCCUUUUUUUUUUAGAGACCGAUCUCUUUUCUGAGCUAGAGUGCCCAGGCCAGCUGACGAUUGAAAUAAACAGUAGAAAUGAA